Messenger RNA from Brienomyrus brachyistius, 5622 nucleotides. It is a transcript of the gene cd248a, whose product is annotated as CD248 molecule, endosialin a. Gene Ontology annotation, molecular function: calcium ion binding. The record is from RefSeq and is a predicted model, not a curated record. The transcript has a single exon. NCBI's taxonomy places the organism in Eukaryota, Metazoa, Chordata, Actinopteri, Osteoglossiformes, Mormyridae. Bases 188 to 2272 code for a protein of 694 amino acids.
UUGAACUGCAAGUACUCACCCCAACUGAGAGCUCAGAGAGCAGGCAAGAGAUCAGAGGGGAGGGAGUCAGACGGCAAAUGGGAGCAACGGGUCUGAGGAGCCGAGUAAAACUGGAGUUAGACUGAGUAAGAGGGCAGAAUCGAGUGUGAGGCUGUUCAUUGCCUGGGGGCUCUGCAUUCUAUGUAAAAUGCGGUGCGAUACUCUGUCAGGCAGCAUGCUGUCGGUGCUCUGUGCGCUCUGGGUGGCCGGUGCUUUAGGCCAGCGCCUGCGAGAGCAGGACGUCCUCUGCAAUGAGCAGGGCUGCUAUGUGCUUUACUUUCAGCCCAAGACUUUCUUGGAAUCAUGGAGGAGCUGCAAGCAGAAGAAUGGAAAUCUGGCUACGCUGAUCCACCCGGAGGAGGCGGCAGAGGUGCGGAAGCUCUUUUCAGGUGUGCAGCCGCGCGAGCGCCAUGCCCGCAUGCAAGUGUGGAUCGGUCUGCAGAGGCAGCCGCGCCAGUGCUCCGUCACCCACCCGCUCCGAGGAUUCACUUGGACCACCGGCGACCAGGACACCAAAUACACCAACUGGCUGCAGGGGGACACGCCUGAAAAGUGCUCCUCACCACGCUGCGUACACAUGAGCUACAGCACUGCCCCUAACGAGAGCUACAGGAACUUCAAAUGGGAAGACAGCACAUGCUCAGAACCUGUGGAUGCAUUCCUGUGCCACUAUGCCUACAAGGGAAUGUGCCCACUCAUCCAGGCUGAGGGCGGGGGUCCUGUACGGUACUCCACCCCCUUUGAAUUUCUCAGCACCCAGAUAACUCACGUGCCUUUAGGCUCUCUGGCCACCAUCCCCUGUCCGGGCAGCACUGUGCCAGACCAGACAGCUUUUUGUAUCCUGGGGAAUUAUGAGAAAGUGGUCUGGUCCAAAAACAGCUCUUUUUGUUCCGAGGAACUACCAGACUUAUGCCAACCAGAUAAUGGAGGAUGCCAACAUACCUGUAAGAAUACAGGCACCCACUAUUACUGUGAGUGUGACAGUGGCUACAUUUUAGAAGAUGAUGGGCUCACAUGCUCUCCAGGUAAUGAUUGCCAGGACGUGCAGUGUGAUUUUAAAUGUGUGCCCAGCUCUGAAGGGUACCUAUGCACGUGUAUGGAGGGAUACCUGCUGGCGUCGGACAACCACAGCUGUGUGGAUGAAGAUGAAUGCCUGCAGAGUCCCUGUCCCCAGCUCUGCGUUAACACUCCAGGCUCCUUCCAGUGUCAUUGCCUUGAAGGCUAUCAGUUCGAUGAGAACGGUGAUUGUGUAGACGUGGACGAGUGCCUGGAUAACCUCUGUGAGUACGCCUGUCAGAAUACCGCCGGCUCCUAUAUCUGCCACUGUGAGCCUGGCUACUCCCCUGUGCCUGAGGAUCUCAGCCGCUGCCAGGACACCGACGAAUGCCAGUUACCGGGCACCUGCCAGCAGAUGUGUAUUAAUUAUGAUGGUGGCUUCGAGUGCCAUUGUGAGGAAGGGCAAGCUUUGCAACUGGACAACUACUCCUGUAAGCCCAUCUCAGAGCCUGAGGAGCUCUCCAGCACCACGCCCUCUUAUCUGCCAUGGGACACCAGUCUGUCACAGUUUCCAGACUUCAUUUGGCCACAGUGGCCAGAGAAAGACUGGCAGAUCGAGCCUCCGGCUUUGGCCUGGUCGACAGAUCAACCCAAGCUGCUGGCUCCCAACCUGAAGGAGCUGACUGAGAUCCCACAAGAUGAAACAACCAGCAGGCCAAAUGAUGACACCCCAAGCUGGGAUGAAUCUGAUAGUGGAGAUCGGACGCCAUACCCUCUAACAUCUUCUCCAGCUGGCCCAUUCUUCCCUUACUGGUUUCAGCCUGAAAUCACAGACAACCCUUUGACCUCUGUCUCUGACUUUAUAACUUCUGCUAGCUCAGAGGAAAGCGAUGUACCACGAGGAACCAAAUUACACAGCGGAGACAAUGACAGGCCUGAGAUAGCAAACUCAGACUGGCAGACAGCUAUGCCACCAGCCUCCACUCUUAGUCUUACUUUCCCUACCACACAUUCUGAAGAGUUUACAGAAAAGAAUAACACACAACAUAAAGACAACACCUGGUUGCUUGUGGCAUUGCUAGUGCCCCUCCUCAUCAUUGUGCUGGCAUUGGUGGUACUGGGCAUUGUGUACGGCACCCGAUGCGGCAUCAGGCCACGCAAUAAAACCACAUCUGACUGUUACUAUUGGAUCAGUGGCUCUGGAGACAAAGUGGACCCUCCUAAGUCCCAGAUCUAGGUUGGGGGUCCUGGAAGGAGUCAGUGAUAAUAGAAGAGUAAAGGCAUUUUUAAGGGGGUAAGUAUAUUUUCUUUUAAAAAGGGCCAGGGGUUCAUGUGGAGAGCACAGUACUGCGGCCUCAGGUCCUGCUAGGGAAUUCCCCUUGGAGGAAAGGGGGACUUUCUCUCCAAACCAGUGACAAUUUACCUUCCUGAAAGGACUUGAGAACAUGUUUGUAACGCUCCAGGCCGAAUUUCAUCGCUAUACUUAAAUUCUUUAAUUCUUACGUGCAAACGGACCUUGCUAAAAUUCCAAGGUAAGCCAUGGGUUCAAAGAGUAAGAAGAAGAUCUGAUGGAUAGUGUGUGGAAAUCUUUGAGGCUGACUUGUGAAAUUACAAACCUUAAUAUAGUCUGUGCUAAGUAAGCCUCCCUUACAUGUUCUCUGCUAGCUGUAAAAGGUGUUAAUGAUUACAUAUUAGUUACAAUGAUAAUCACAAGUGCAUAGGACUUGAUGAAUCUGGAUGAGUUUCUUAGACGUGUAUUUUUUGCAGCAUGCCUUGUAAUGCCUUCAUGCAAUUGUCUACAAUGCUGUGGUUUUACUACUGAUUUGUGGAUGCUAAGCCUGGUCUUUUAGGAAUAGUCAUCUCCUUAUAUGAAACAAGAAAAUAAAAAAUAGUGGCCCACAUUGCUCAUCAGACUCUGAGAAGCUACAAGAUCCAUGCCAACACAUCACACCAACCUCAUCACUUUUGGUGGAUUAGAAGAAUUUUCAGCACUUGAAUCUGCAGGUCGUCAGGGACUCUGGGAAAACUCUAAAAAUUCCCUGCAUUCCACCAGUCUCGGAAUGAUUCCUGAAGGCUCCAGGAGGACACUUCCCCUACAUCUGCUGUUGCCAUGGCCUGCAGCGCCCCCUGGGGACUUUCAGAGGCGUAGAUGUAAUCCCAGUUAAUUCUUGGUUUGGAAGCGUCUCAGAGGGUUGGAAUUGAAAUAUUCACUAGGACUUAAGUCUGUGUUCUUUUCACUGUGAAAUCAUGUUAAGUUCCCAACUACUGUCUACCCAGGCAAAUGGAUAUAAAUAAUGUGUUACAUAUUUGAGACAAAUAACAUGUUUCUAUUCACCUUAAAGUCAGCACAGUCUUAAGCGAUAAAUAUUUUUAAAACUUAUGAUCAGUUCGUCUAGAAAUCGUAAGACUACAAAGAACUAGACAGAGAAGCAAAAUGCAAUAUGAUAGAAAUGCAAAAUAUCGUACAGUGGAUUUUUAGUGUAUUUAUGCUAUUUUUUUUCUCCCAUUCAAUCUCAGAAGGAGGCAUCUGGAUAAAAAUGAAAUAAAACAACAAUUUUUCUAUUAGACAUGAGGACAUGAGAGUCAACUAUAGGAGCACCGUCACAAAACAAAGCUUAUUUUAUCUUGUAAUUUGUUUCCACAACCAACAAUAAAUGGCAGUAAACCUUCUGAAAAGUAUGCAUGUAUAUAUUACAGAGAAUUAAUGGGAGAUUUGCUUGUUUUUAGAAUUUAAUACAUGAUGCAGUAUCAUCCUAUGUAGGAGGGUGGCAUUCUGGCUCAAUGAUCGUCUCUGAUGCCUCACGCCUACAGGGCUGAGGGACACGAUGGAGUUUUCCAGGUUGUGGGUACUGUGGGAUCAUCUCACAAUCCAGAGACAUGAAGACGAAUUAGUUGGCAUCAUUGUAUUGCCCAUAGUGUGUGUGUGUGUGUGUGUGUGUAUAAAUGCCCUGUGAUGUAUCCCACUCAGGGUGUACCCCAGCCUUGUGCCCUAUGGUGCCUUUCACAAGGACCCUAUCCUCAUAAGGCUGAUCCAUAAAAAGAGAUCUAUUUUAGCUUUGAUAUAGCCUCAGUGAAUAUUCCACUAAAUUUCACACUACAUAAAAGCAUGUACUUAAAAUGCCAAUGGCAAUUUGGUAGGCUUGAUGUUUUGUUAAUGAUAAAUCUGUUUCAUAAAUCAUAAAUAAGCACAAAGCUCACUGUUAAUGCAAAAUGGAUGAAGGGAAGAUAUAUAAAAAUAGCACUAAUUCUCACUUGCAGAUGCAAGUAUUUUAAUGUUAGAGGAUGGAUGUCAAUGUGUUCUUAUUUUAAAAAUAACACUUCACAACAGCAACAACAACAACAACAAAAAUAAUAAUCAAAUAAAAAAAUAAAAAUAAAAAAAUAAUCCAUCCAUCCAUUUUCCAAACCACUUAUCCUACUGGGUCGCGGGGGGUCCGGAGCCUAUCCCGGAAGCAAUGGGCAUGAGGCGAGGUAGAUCCUGUUUAACUAAUUUAUUUGAGUUCUUUGGGGAAGCUACAAAAGAAAUUGAUCACAAAAAGACCUACAUUGUGAUCUACUUAGAUUUCCAGAAGGCCUUUGAUGUUGUCCCCCACAAACGGCUCUUGCUUAAGCUCAAAGCUGCAGGGAUUUUAGGAACUGUAGCAGCUUGGAUCGAAAACUGCUUAACAGACAGGAAGCAGCGAGUAGUUAUUAGAGGCACAAUGUCACAGUGAGCCUGCGUUCAUAGUGGGGUACCGCAGGGUUCAAUUUUAGGACCACUAUUGUUCCUAAUUUAUAUAAAUGAUGCUGACACCAAUACACACAUUAAACUGGUAAAUUUGCAGACGACACCAAGGUGGGUGGUGUAGCAGAUACCUCCUCUCUUUUGUAAAUUUCCUGUGUUCUUAUGCUAUUAUAUCCCUUCCCCACCCAACCCUUGCUGCUUCCCACACUAUAUAUGCAGUAUGGUUCCUUGGUCCCUGUCAGUAAACUUACCCUGACCCUGAUGCCUGAACCAGCCCUUACAAGCCCCAUCAGGCUUUUUUUGUUUUCCCUGUACUGAUACCGAAAUAGUUUUGUUUUUUGGGUCCAGUCCCACCCCAAACAAAAGUCCCAUAUGGUGAGCAUGAGGGCACGAGAUAGAAGAACAAACAGCCCUGGAGGGGGAAGUCUGAUUAAGGGAAAGCUAUACAAAGGGGAUGGGGCAAAGGUGGAAUGGUGGACCCUGCAGGUUCAUAUGGGCAGGGGGGAUAUUCAUAUCUGCAUUUCCCUUACCUUCGCCCCUUACCUUUUUCCUAGCGUGGGCUCUGGCCCUUCAGAGGUUAAGGGGGUCCCGCUCCCUGACUGGAGCAAUUUUCGGCUGCCAGCUCCUUGUGGCCAACCACGAGGAAACCACACUAACCCUGAUCCUGUGUGGUGCUGGUUGUCCCCUACUGGUGUGUGGCGGAUUCCCAACAGGCCGUGGAAUCACACUCUGUUUCAUCCAUCUCUUCCUAUGUCAUGUGGCUCUGUUCACCAAGCCACACAAAAUGUAUCAAAAAGCCGAUAAUAUACUGUGGACGAAUGGACCUUUUGAAUUAAGCACAAUUAAAUUAAAUUUGAAACCAG